CCUGCUAGGUCAUGGACAUUUCUGACGAUGACCAUGGAGAUGCCUCUCUUGCUGCACUCAGGCGGCGAAAAAGAGGAGGCAGGAAGCACAAAGGGCCUUUCAGGAGAAUCCUGGCCGUGCCGGACUUGAUUCUUGAGUUUCAAGCUGAGGAUCUGAGGGAAAAUGCACUAAGAAGUCUGAGCGGAAUGCUUAACGAUAAACGAGAUGAUGAUCAGUUCCUCUACGCAAUGACUGGAGUUUUUCUCUGCUACUCCUUUGGAACCCUACCCAUCCUCCUACAGGAAAUCGUCUCUGUCUAUCCGAAGUUCGCUGCAGAGUAUCGCACACAACCCGGAGACACGUGGAGAGUUCGUCAGAGGUCUGAUGUUGCUUUCGUUUUCGUGCUUCAUAACCCCCGUCCUCCUUUGGUUGAUACGGCUUGUUUCUUGAUGGUAGCAAAUAUUGGAAGCUACAUUUUGCCAUUGAUACUCUCGAAAGAAGAUGCUCACAACGAGAUCUACGAAAACCUGCGGCUGAUGAGCCUUUCUGUGAUCGCUGCGCUCUGUGAGGGAAUGGAAGAGAUCGUCUCCCGUUGGGUUCUUGAGGCGAAAGUCUUUGGCGUUUGCUUGCACGCAGCGCACCUCGGCAGCGAACUUAGCAAAGUGAUGAGCACGACCAUUAUUGAACGGGCGCUUCAGCACGACGACAUUCGGAAAGCACUGACAAAACCUGACAUGAGAGGGAUUCUUGACGGAACUCUAAUCACCUUUUGCAAAAUGGUGAAUGACAUCUGCACAUCUCCUGGGCCAGUGGGCAUACACCUUCUUGACUUGGUCCUUCAGUGCUGCAUACUCCUCUUCACUUAUAUAAGGUCCAGAGGGCCACUCCGACUAAAAGUCAUGCAUACCUUGAGGGACAGCCUACUAAAUGAGUUACUCCGGCCAUAUUCUGAUACCCGAAGCAAGCGAGUCCAUGUAAUGAUGCUUCUGAAUGACAUUGGCCCUAUUGUUGGAGCCUCCAGAGACAGCAGGAAGCCCCUUACAGCUCUAAAUACCAACACGAGGAGUCAGCUCGAGAAGAUAAGCAAGUAGCACCUGCAUACAGCAGAUUUGCAAGUACAACACUUGCAGUGAUGACAGGAAUCUGCCAGAGAUUUAACCAGGCCUGAUGCUGAUCCAGAGCUAACAUAUUUAUAUUGUCUGCUUAUUUAUAUCAUAUUUGUCAAACAUGUGUAUCUCAUAUAUCUUGCAUAGACUGUACAGGGUCAUCUCUUAGA
This is a messenger RNA of Closterium sp. NIES-67, 1255 nucleotides long. Lineage: Eukaryota; Viridiplantae; Streptophyta; Zygnematophyceae; Desmidiales; Closteriaceae. The record is from the annotation of a GenBank genome assembly.